This is a messenger RNA of Pipistrellus kuhlii (Kuhl's pipistrelle), 1548 nucleotides long. RefSeq names its product MOB kinase activator 3A (gene MOB3A). Gene Ontology annotation, cellular component: cytoplasm; nucleus. NCBI's taxonomy places the organism in Eukaryota, Metazoa, Chordata, Mammalia, Chiroptera, Vespertilionidae. The coding region runs from base 253 to 906 and encodes 217 amino acids. The transcript has 4 exons. Gene Ontology annotation, biological process: signal transduction; positive regulation of protein phosphorylation. Gene Ontology annotation, molecular function: protein kinase activator activity. The record is from RefSeq and is a predicted model, not a curated record.
GGGGAGGCCUCAGUCUGCAGCGGAAGUGGGCCCGGCCGGGCGGGGCCGGGCAGGCUCUGCGCGGAGUUCCUCCUCGGCGGGAGGCGAGGUCCGAACCAGCGGGCGGCCGGGGACGGGAGGCCGAGGACGGAGGCCAGCGCAGCCCGCAGGUCGGCGUGAGGCGGCAGAUCUCGGGGAAGACCUGGGAGCCGGUGAAUUUCCAGUCGCCUCUGGGUUGGUGGCCGACACCAGGAGUGUGCAGCGAGGACCACAAUGUCCAACCCCUUCCUGAAGCAGGUCUUCAACAAGGACAAGACCUUCCGCCCCAAGCGCAAGUUCGAGCCAGGCACCCAGCGGUUUGAGCUGCACAAGAAGGCACAGGCCUCGCUGAACGCGGGGCUGGACCUGAAGCUGGCGGUGCAGCUGCCCUCCGGCGAGGAGCUCAACGACUGGGUGGCGGUGCACGUGGUGGACUUCUUCAACCGCGUCAACCUCAUCUACGGCACCAUCAGCGACGGCUGCACCGAGCAGUCCUGCCCCGUCAUGUCGGGAGGCCCCAAGUACGAGUACCGCUGGCAGGACGAGCACAAGUUCCGCAAGCCCACGGCGCUGUCCGCCCCGCGGUACAUGGACCUGCUCAUGGACUGGAUCGAGGUGCAGAUCAACAACGAGGACAUCUUUCCCACCAACGUUGGCACGCCGUUCCCCAAGAACUUCCUGCAGGUGGUGAAGAAGAUCCUGUCCAGGCUGUUCCGCGUGUUCGUGCACGUCUACAUCCACCACUUCGACCGCAUCGCCCAGAUGGGCUCCGAGGCGCACGUCAACACCUGCUACAAGCACUUCUACUACUUCGUCAAGGAGUUCGGGCUCAUCGACACCAAGGAGCUGGAGCCGCUGAAAGAAAUGACCGCCCGGAUGUGCCACUGAGAGUGCUGGGGCACGUGGACCGGAGGGCCCUUCCCGGAACUUGGACCCUGGCCGCUCGGCGACCUCCACAGCUGUCAGUGGGGACCUCUGGCCCCAGUGCCGCUCUGGACACCGGGGCUGCGUCCUCUGAUUCUGAGACGCCCGCAGCUGUGGCCCGUGCACCACGCGCCCGCCCCCGGGCCCCACGGGGAGCUGGGCCUGAACUCCUGUAUGUGAUUCUGUUUGCUGUGAGCAACUGGGAAACCCACUUUAUCUGCCUGGAGGCCGGGACUCUGCCUGCCCUUCGCAGGCCUGUCCCGAAUGCCCCUAGCCUGCUCGCCCAGGAGAGGACAGACUGUCGGCAAAACAGGACCCACCUCUGCUGGGCUUCAAGCCUCAGUUCCCUCGCAUGCCUCCUGAGCCCGUGUCUGUGUCAUGAGAGGUACGACGUGCCCUGGCUCCCCCCUUCCUCAGUCCCUCUGUCCCUCCGGGCAUCCAAAACGUCUGCUCAUCCGCCGGGGUUUCCCGACCCCACGUCUGCACCCCAGGUUUCACAUAUCAUAAAAGAUCAAGUUUCUGUUUAUUUUUAUAUUUUUGUUAAUACUCACCCGAGGAUAUUUUUCCCAUUGAUUUUUUUAGAGAGAGUGAAAGGGAGGGAGGGAG